CUUCACUCGUUCGUGUCGUAGUCGAGAGCAACAACCCGCCGGAAUCGGACGCAUUUCUGUGGUGUAUCAUCUUGUUUGGUCGUUAUUCAUAUUUUACAACACUUGUGUAUAUAUUUUCGCUGUUCGUCGCGAAAUCGGUAUAGUUGCAGACAGGAAUAUUUUUAUUUUUAUUUACGGAAUCAUUUUUUUUUGCUUUAAUCAUUUAACGUUCAACAAAAUUCGAAAUCUUAAAUACUUUGCGUGGGUGCUUAACAAAAAAAAAAUCUUAUUAACAUACAUAUUUACAUAUAAUCAGUUGCCAAAAAUCGUUACAAACGCGACCAAGAAGAACAAGUGUGCGCUAUCGAUCUCCAUACAGUAUUCGCUCAAAUAGACUCACUUGGCCACAUUCAGUUAAUAAAGCAAUCGAACACCAAGAACAACAACAACACCUACGCGACCGUGCAUCGAUUGCAGAAAUAACAAAACUACCUGAAACCAUCAACAACAACAACAACGCAAGAAUGGCUGAAGUUGAAGUAGAGCAAAUUGUUGAAGUCACAGACGAAGUAGCUAAGGAUGAAGAGGUGGACGAAGUCGAGGACCAGCCACGAAGGAUGUUCUCACCCACGGAACUCGACAAAGAUGCCAUUCGUGAGGCCUACGAAGAUGUUCGAUCCGAUCAAACAGAUACCGAAUGGGCCGUUUUCAAGUUUCAUGGACCCACCGUUACUUGUACUGCACGCGGUCAGGGUUUCACCGAAUUCCGCGAGCAAUUUGGUGAUAACGACCGCGCAUUCGGUUACAUCCGCAUACAAAUGGGCGAUGAGAUGUCCAAACGACAGAAAUUCGUCUUCCUGACGUGGAUCGGCCAGUAUGUCGGCGUAUUACCACGUGCCAAAAUGUCCACAGAUAAAGCGCUCGUGCGUGAGGUGCUAAGUAAUUUUGCUGUCGAGUUAUAUGCGGGCGUGGAUGAUGAACUGGACAUUGAACUUUUCCGUGAUGCCUUGGAACGCGCAGGUGGCGCCAACUACGGCACUGGUGUUUAAGUGCAUAUUU
Molecule: messenger RNA, 1038 nt
Organism: Rhagoletis pomonella (apple maggot)
Lineage: Eukaryota; Metazoa; Arthropoda; Insecta; Diptera; Tephritidae
Product: coactosin-like protein
Exons: 6
Coding region: 504-1028 (174 amino acids)
Biological process (GO): regulation of actin filament polymerization
Cellular component (GO): actin filament; site of polarized growth; cortical actin cytoskeleton
Molecular function (GO): actin filament binding
Source: RefSeq, a predicted model, not a curated record